Messenger RNA from Magnolia sinica, 3955 nucleotides. RefSeq names its product triacylglycerol lipase SDP1-like. The record is from RefSeq and is a predicted model, not a curated record. Gene Ontology annotation, molecular function: triacylglycerol lipase activity. The coding region runs from base 960 to 3569 and encodes 869 amino acids. NCBI's taxonomy places the organism in Eukaryota, Viridiplantae, Streptophyta, Magnoliopsida, Magnoliales, Magnoliaceae. The transcript has 3 exons. Gene Ontology annotation, biological process: lipid metabolic process.
UCGGAGUCGCUUCCGAAGUUUGCGUUUUUUUCUUCUCUCUUUAUUCAGAAAUUAUUUCUCCUCCCUCUCUGAUUGUUGAAAGAUUUUUGCUUUUUUAGGGUUUAAAUUCAACACCCUUUUCACGAUUUGGUACAAAAAGCCGUUUUUCAUCUUCAAAUCAGAAAACCCCCCCUUUUGGGAAUGUGGAGAAAAUUCGCUUUCUGUUCUUCAAAUUGAUCUGAUUUGAAGACUCUUUUGAGGAAUUUGGAGAGAAAACCUGUUUUUUCAUAAUCAGAUUUGAAAACCCAUUUCCGGGAUUUGGGCAAAAACCUGUUUUUUCCAUCACCAGAUUUGAAGACACUUUCCAGGAUUUUGGGGGCAAAACCUUUUUAAAAAAAAAAUAAAAAAUAAAGAACCAGAUUUGAAGACCUUUCUUUGGGACUAAGUGCGAAAUCCUGUUUCCAAAAACUCCAGAUUUGAAGACCCUUUUUCUUCUUUUUUGUAUUUGGGGCGUAAGCUUUUGUGUAUUUUGAUUUGGAGAUAUUCUGGAGUUGGCGUUUGGCCGUAAAAUCCUGAUUUUUUUAAUACCUUAUUUUAUCGAUUUGAUCGAUACGAAACCCAUUUGACUAUGUGGCGUGGGAGAUUAUGAUUUGUGGAGAAAAUUUAUCCCUUUUCUGUUGAAUUUUGAGGAUUUCCGAUUCUGAUGAAAACCCAUUUCUUUCUUUGAAUACAGGCCGCGAAUUGUUGGAAAUUUUUGUUUGGGGCAAGUCCUGUAAGUGGGUUUUCUGCAGAAUUCGAUUUCCUGUUUUCCUUGAAUCCUUGCGAGAUUAGGUGAAUUUGGAUCUAGAUAGAAACCCAUUUCUUGAUUUUGGUCGUGUCUUGUCUUCAAUUGGGGAUUUUGCAAAUUGCUUUUUGCAGGAAGAGCCUCAAAAUCUGUUCUUUUUCCCUUUUGGGCGAGAACCGUUUUUCAACCUCUCUAAAUGGAUAUCAGCAACGAAGCAAGCGUCUAUCCAUUCCCAAUUGGCCCCUCUACAAUUGUGGGGCGGACAAUUGCGUUUCGCGUUCUGUUCUGCAACUCGAUGGCGCAUUUCAGGCAUCAAAUCCUCAAUUACCUGUGGGUUUUGCUCUGCCGGUUCAAAGACUCUGUGAUCCCAGUAAUCUCCUGGUUCCAUCCCCGGAACCCGCAAGGCAUCCUUGCAAUGGUCACCCUCAUCGCAUUCCUCUUGAAGCGAUACACGAAUGUCCGAUCACGUGCUGAGUCGGCCUACCGCCGGAAAUUCUGGCGGAACAUGAUGAGGAGCGCUUUGACAUACGAGGAGUGGUCCCAUGCAGCCAAAAUGCUAGAUAAAGAGACGCCCAAGAUGAAUGAAUCAGACCUUUAUGACGAGGAGCUGGUGAGGAGCAAGGUCCAAGAGCUUCGACACCGGCGGCAGGAGGGCUCUCUGCGGGACAUCAUUUUCUGUAUGCGGGCGGAUCUUGUGCGGAAUUUGGGAAAUAUGUGCAAUCCUCAGCUCCACAAGGGGCGGCUUCAAGUGCCCAAACUCAUAAAAGAGUACAUUGACGAGGUCUCAACGCAGUUGAGGAUGGUCUGUGAUUCGGAUUCAGAGGAAUUAAUGUUGGAAGAGAAGCUCGCAUUCAUGCACGAGACGCGCCAUGCCUUUGGUAGGACCGCGCUUCUCUUGAGUGGUGGGGCGUCGUUGGGAGCUUUCCAUGUUGGCGUCGUGAAGACAUUGGUGGAGAACAAGCUCUUGCCUAGGAUCAUUGCCGGGUCCAGCGUCGGGUCCAUCAUGUGCUCGGUUGUGGCCACACGAUCAUGGCCCGAGCUCGAGAGCUUCUUCGAGGAUAACUGGCAUUCAUUGCAGUUCUUCGAUCAGAUGGGGGGGAUUUUUACCGUCGUCAAGAGGAUUAUGACGCAGGGGGCUGUGCACGAGAUCAGGCAGCUGCAGAGGCUGCUGAGGAAUCUCACGAGCAAUCUGACAUUCCAGGAGGCUUACGAUAUGACAGGCCGCGUCCUCGGGAUCACUGUCUGUUCACCGAGGAAGCAUGAACCUCCAAGGUGCCUUAACUAUCUGACAUCACCCCAUGUCGUUAUAUGGAGUGCGGUGACAGCUUCUUGUGCAUUCCCAGGCCUUUUUGAGGCACAGGAGCUGAUGGCGAAGGACCGAAGUGGGGAGAUCGUUCCGUUCCAUGCCCCAUUCCUGGUGGGCCCUGAGGAGGGGCUGGGUACGGGUCCUUCAGCACGGAGAUGGAGGGAUGGUAGUUUGGAGAGUGAUUUGCCGAUGAUGCAACUGAAGGAGCUGUUCAAUGUGAAUCAUUUCAUUGUUAGUCAGGCGAAUCCUCACAUUGCACCGUUGUUGCGGCUGAAGGAGCUUGUGAGAGCUUAUGGUGGCAACUUUGCAGCCAAGCUUGCUCAUCUCGUGGAGAUGGAGGUCAAACAUAGAUGCAAUCAGGUAUUAGAACUCGGCUUUCCGAUGGGUGGAAUUGCCAAGCUGUUUGCUCAAGAUUGGGAGGGCGAUGUCACAGUCGUUAUGCCUGCUACACUUGCUCAGUAUUCGAAAAUUAUACAGAACCCGUCUUACGUGGAGCUUCAGAAGGCUGCGAAUCAGGGAAGGAGAUGCACUUGGGAGAAGCUUUCUGCUAUAAAGGCCAACUGUGGUAUCGAACUUGCAUUGGAUGAGUGUGUUGCCCUUCUCAACCACAUGCGCAGGCUAAAGAGGAGUGCUGAGCGGGCCGCUGCUUCGCAUGGGCUAGCUCCCCCCAUUAGGUUCAGUGCCUCGAGAAGGAUCCCUUCGUGGAACUGCAUCGCACGAGAGAACUCAGCUGGGUCACUCGAAGACCUCGCAGAUGUUGCUGCUUCAUUUCAUCAAGGGAGUGGUCACAUGAGUGGGCCGUCCGGCCGUACAUUCCGUGUCUUCCGCAAUGCACAUGAUGGAAGCGAUAGUGAAUCGGAGAGUGCGGACCUCAAUUCUUGGACUAGAUCUGGUGGGCCAUUAAUGAGGACAACUUCGGCAACCAAGUUCAUUAACUUUGUCCAGAGUUUGGAUGUAGACAUGGAGAUGAACAGGCCAUGGACAAGGGAAGAUGGCAUGCAACAUGCAAAUGCAGAUGAGAUGGAUGGUAUGCCAACUUCCUCCAACUCUAUCACAAUUCAAAUAGUCGACAAGGAUCCUUAUUAUAACAGUUCGAGGGUAACAGUAAAUCCUGAUCGAACUUCAGAGAUUCCUGAUUUGGAAUCAAGGGACGUUGGUAGUAGGAUUCCCACAACUGCAUCCAUUUUGGUUUCAGAAGGAGACCUGCUGCAGCCCGAAAGGAUUCAUAAUGGGAUUGUCUUCAAUGUGGUGAAGAAGGAAGAUCUGACACUUGCCAGGAGUCCCGAUGCGGAUCACUACCAUGGUUCUCCUCACAGUCCGGUUGCUGAGUCCAUCCAAAAUAAGGAAAUGGAAAGCUAUAAUGCCAGUUUGGCCUCUGAUUGUGGUGAUGAUGAUGGAGUGGUCUCGAAUUGCUUUGGUGAACUGACUUCCCAUUGUAAUAAUGCUGAUCAAACUGUUUUAGAUGACGAUAGUACUGGCCGUGCUGUCAUGGAUAGCUGAAUAUUGAAAAUCUCAGUAUUUUGGAUGUGGGUUGAAAGAAUAAGGGCCAGCUUGUACAAGAAUGUAGUAGUAAGGACAGCCCAUUGACAGAAAUAUGAUAUAUAAUUUCAUACUGAUACGGUUCAUACGGAUAACUGAGGUUACUUCUCAUUCUCAACAUUGCCCACCGCUCAGAUGGUGUAAAGAGGGACAGCUGUGAUGCUUCCAUUGCCACUGUAAAGUUACUGUUUCCGAUUUCUCUAUUUAGGAAAGCUGCAGAUCUUGAUUAAUUUGUUUUGGUGGUAGAUUUUUACAAUCAAAAGCAUUCUUACCUUGCAAUGAAUGCUUCUUCUCUGUUGUAAUUGUAUCAUUUUUACUUCCAUAUGAACCUAAUUUUUAGAAGUGUA